Molecule: messenger RNA, 2141 nt
Organism: Engraulis encrasicolus (European anchovy)
Lineage: Eukaryota; Metazoa; Chordata; Actinopteri; Clupeiformes; Engraulidae
Gene: vcam1a
Product: vascular cell adhesion molecule 1a
Exons: 8
Coding region: 8-1312 (434 amino acids)
Biological process (GO): cell-cell adhesion
Cellular component (GO): cell-cell junction; plasma membrane
Molecular function (GO): cell adhesion molecule binding
Source: RefSeq, a predicted model, not a curated record
CGUCACUAUGCGCGUUUUUUUGGCAAUGCUAGUGCCCGUUACAGUCUGCUGUUUUGGUGUCAAAAUUGACAAGUUGAGUCCCACACUCCUGGAGUUCCAGAAAACGAUGGAAUUGAAUUGCAGCGUGACUGGAUGUCCUCCGGGACAGUCAGCGGUGACCUGGCGCACAUUAAAUGACCAACCCUUCAAACCAGUAAAGGAGGAAUAUGGAUUUUUGUCGUUCAAAAGUCCAGCUCUGACAAAUCUUGAACUGGUAUGCACUGCGACAUGCGCCACCGCUGAAAAAGUUCAGAAAAACAUGAGGAUACUUGUCUACUCUUUUCCAAGCGACCCUGAAAUUAUCGGAGGAGACAAUCUGACCAGUGGUGUAGCGAAUACUCUCACCUGUACAGCGCGAGCCAUUUACCCUGAGGAUGUGUCUGUGGAGUGGCUGAAAGAUGACGAGAUUAUACUUGAAGACGGGAAACCAAACACGAUCGAUGGCUCGGAUGGAACAGUUACAGUUAUUUCCACACACACGUUCACUCCCACGGCUCAGGAGAAGUUAGUGAACAUUACAUGUAAAGUGAUUCUGAAUAUCUACCAGAGUAGUAGUCCUAUCAUCAAAACAAGCACCAAGACAAUGGAUGUUAAUCAUUACACCAUCGGAGAAAUAGACAUAUCUGGACAACACAUUUUGAGUGUUGGAGAAACACUAACUUUGACCUGCAACUCAAAGGGACACCCACCUCCUAUUGUGUUGUGGACUAUGGCGGGGGAGGUUCUCAACAUCCGCAAUGGGAGCACCCUUACUAUUAAAAACAUCACCUGGUCUCAUGCAGGUCAAUAUGACUGCGAAGCCCACAAUAUUGCAGGCAGAGUGAACUCCAGUGCAACUGUGACAAUUCAAGGUCCCCCCACCAAUGCACAGGUGCAAGUGCACCCAUCACUCGAGGCAGCAAGUGGUGAGAACGCCACCAUCAUAUGCUUUGCCCAAAGCAUCCCGCCGCCCACCUUCACCCUGCACAAACAAGGCAGCGGCCAACUCCUGCAGUCGAGCACUGGCACCUUCCACCUUCUCCAUCUUACACAGGAAGACGCUGGCUUGUACCUGGUCAACAUCACCAACCACUGGGGACACGUCACUGAGACAUUCAUGCUCAGCAUCACAUCAAGCUCAGCCUCAUCUAUGGUGCACACAGUGGUGCUUCCUGCGGUGGGCUCAGUGUCCUUCCUGACGGCUUCGCUCCUGCUGCUCCGCUUUCUGAGGUCCAGGAAACGACCCCAGGACAUUGGCAGUGGCAUCGGGGACAUAGUGGAGGAUGCACUGUGAUACGCUGCACACCUGGGGGGCCUAUACUAAACAUUUCAGGUGACCCCAUUUGAAUUCCAGGCGACACCAAAUGGGGUCCCGACCCCAGUGUUGAAAAACACCGGAUUAUGGAAACAAAAAACCCACAAAGAAAUAAACUACUCUGUCUUUCUACCAUGACUAUAUUCAGUUCUUAAACAUUUUAAGACAACAUAGGAAUCCUCAAGAUGCUGACCCCUGUUUACUUAACCCAUUUUAGCCUGAUGUGGGUAUAUUCCAGCUGAAUGAACACAUUGUAAUGCAAGAUGAGGGUCUUAAGGUUUAAAUGCAAUCGCGUUUCAUGUUUUUAUGUGCAUCUGAGGCGAAGAUAUUUAGGUUUUUAUAGGCUGAGGGCAACUUUCCCAACAAGGGGUUAGGCAUUCAGCAGGCGUUUUUCGCAGGUGCUUUAGGCAUCAAUGGGUUAAACCACACACUCAGUGUCCAGUUUUAAAUCAGCAGACUGGCCCUUUAUUGCCUUCAUGUAUUGAUGGUGCUUACCCUGAGAUUCACAUGAUUGAUAGGGGGCCCAACAUUCUUAAGACACUAACAAUGGACAACCUUGCCCAUACAGUUCACUCUGGUUCCCAGCCCUCUCAAAGCAUUUGCUUCAUCUGAAAAAACCUGUUCUGAGUGACACAACCACCUGAUUAUUGAGCCUGAGUAUUAACGGUGCCAUUGAACUUUACAAAGAAAGUCCCUUGUAUCUUCAGUAAUUUGGCUUGUGAUUAUCUCCAAAGUGUGAAGGUCCAAACAGAAGUUAUCUUGUCCUUUCUGAAGAGCACCUGAUUCUUUUACAAACAAUUGACCCAAC